AGACAGCAGCAAUGGGAGGCCGUACAGGGACCCAUGACACACUCUGGACCUGGCAGCAGCAUGAGGAGGCGGCGGUACAGGGGCCCAUGACAGAUUACGGGCCUGGCAGCAGCAAUGGGAGGCCCAAAGGGAGGCACAUGGGACAGAGUGUGGCGCUGGAUGCAGACAGCAGGAGGGAGGCCGUACAGGGGACCCAUGACACACUCUGGACCUGGCAGCAGCAAGAGGAGGCGGUACAGGGGCCCAUGGCAGAGUGGCGAAGCGUAAGCAGCUUAAAUUGAAGGCCAUACAGAGGCCUAUG
Staurois parvus is the source of this 301-nucleotide messenger RNA. The record is from the annotation of a GenBank genome assembly. NCBI's taxonomy places the organism in Eukaryota, Metazoa, Chordata, Amphibia, Anura, Ranidae.